CUGAUGUGGUGGAGGAGUGCGAGUCAGUGAACGCAGCAUUAAUGUGAGUCACAUGACAGGCCAACCUCUCCGGCUCAUCUGACACACAUCUAAUAAUCAUGCCCACCACACAGCAGUCUCCCCAGGAUGAACAGGAGAAGCUUCUUGAUGAGGCUGUGCAGGCUGUCAAGGUCCAGUCGUUCCAGAUGAAGCGAUGCCUGGACAAGAACAAGCUGAUGGAUGCUCUGAAGCACGCCUCCAACAUGCUGGGUGAGCUGAGGACCUCGAUGCUUUCUCCAAAGAGCUACUAUGAGCUAUAUAUGGCUAUCUCUGACGAACUCCACUACCUAGAAGUUUAUCUGACUGAUGAGUUUGCCAAAGGACGCAAGGUGGCAGAUCUCUAUGAGCUGGUCCAGUAUGCAGGCAACAUCAUUCCCAGACUCUACCUGCUGAUCACAGUGGGUGUCGUGUACGUUCGCUCCUUCCCCCAGUCUCGUAAGGACAUUCUGAAGGACCUGGUGGAGAUGUGUCGUGGGGUCCAGCACCCACUCAGGGGCCUCUUCCUCCGAAACUACCUAUUGCAGUGCACCCGCAACAUUCUGCCAGAUGACGGAGAGCCGGCAGAGGGAACAGAGGAGAUGACCGGUGACAUCAAUGACUCGAUCGACUUCGUCCUCCUGAACUUUGCGGAAAUGAACAAGUUAUGGGUCCGAAUGCAGCACCAGGGUCACAGCCGUGACCGAGAGAAGAGAGAAAAGGAGCGACAAGAACUUAGGAUUCUGGUCGGAACCAACCUAGUUCGCCUCAGCCAGCUGGAGGGUGUCAACGUGGAUAAGUACAAACAGAUUGUUCUUUCUGGAGUGCUGGAACAGGUUGUGAACUGCAGGGACUCGUUGGCUCAGGAGUAUCUAAUGGAGUGCAUCAUUCAGGUUUUCCCAGAUGAGUUUCACCUUCAAACCCUGAACCCUUUCCUACGUUCGUGCGCUGAGCUCCAUCAACAUGUCAAUGUCAAGAACAUCAUCAUUGCCCUCAUUGACAGACUCGCUCUCUUUGCCCAUCGAGAAGAUGGCCCUGGCAUUCCAGCUGAGAUUAAACUGUUUGACAUCUUCUCUCAGCAAGUGGCCACCGUCAUUCAAUCUCGCCAGGACAUGCCAUCAGAGGACGUGGUCUCUCUACAGGUCUCUCUCAUUAACUUAGCCAUGAAAUGCUACCCUGACCGUGUGGACUAUGUAGAUAAAGUCCUGGAGAGCACCGUGGAGAUAUUCAACAAGCUCAACUUGGAACACAUAGCGACCAGCAGUGCCGUGUCAAAGGAACUCACCAGACUGUUGAAGAUCCCGGUGGACACCUACAACAACAUCCUGACGGUGCUGCAGCUCAAGCACUUCCCGCCGCUCUUCGAGUACUUCGACUACGAGUCGCGCAAGAGCAUGAGCUGCUAUGUGCUGACCAACACGCUGGACUACAACACCACCAUUCUGGCACAGGAACAGGUGGACGCCAUCUUGACCUUGGUAUCCACACUGAUACAGGACCAGCCUGACCAACCAGCUGAUGACCCUGACCCCGAGGACUUUGCUGAGGAGCAGAGCCUUGUGGGUCGUUUCAUCCAUCUGCUCCACUCUGAAGAUCCUGAUCAACAAUACCUUAUUCUGAACACAGCCCGGAAACACUUUGGGGCGGGUGGAAACCUAAGGAUUCGCUACACCCUCCCUCCCCUGGUGUUCGCUGCCUACCAACUGGCCUUCAGAUACAAGGAAAACUCUUCAUCGGAUGACAAGUGGGAGAAAAAGUGCCAGAAGAUCUUCUCCUUCGCCCACCAGACCAUCAGCGCUCUGAUCAAGGCGGAGCUCGCCGAGCUGCCUCUGCGACUCUUCCUGCAGGGGGCGCUGGCCGCAGGGGAGAUCGGCUUCGAGAACCACGAGACCGUAGCUUACGAGUUCAUGUCACAGGCCUUCUCUCUGUAUGAGGAUGAGAUCAGUGACUCCAAAGCCCAGCUGGCAGCCAUCACGUUGAUCAUCGGUACCUUUGAGCGAAUGCGGUGUUUCAGCGAGGAGAACCACGAGCCGCUGAGGACUCAGUGUGCGCUGGCCGCCUCCAAGCUGCUGAAGAAGCCCGACCAGUGCCGAGCCGUCAGCAUCUGCGCUCAUCUCUUUUGGUCGGGUCGCAGCACCGACAAAAGUGGUGAAGAGAUUCGUGAUGGCAAGCGGGUGAUGGAAUGUUUAAAGAAAGCCCUCAAGAUCGCCAACCAGUGUAUGGACCCAUCGCUGCAAGUCCAGCUCUUCAUUGAAAUCCUCAACAGAUACGUCUGCUUCUACGAGAGGGAAAACGAUGCGGUGACCGUCGCGGUAUUAAACCAGCUUAUCCAGAAAAUCAGGGAAGAUCUUCCCAACCUGGAGGCGAGCGAGGAAACGGAGCAGAUCAACAAACACUUCCACAACACACUGGAGCACCUUCGCCUGCAGAGAGAAUCCCCUGAGUCUGAGGGCCCCGCCUAUGAGGGCCUGGUCCUUUAAAAAAAACGAUCGCAGGUUGGAAGGAAGUCUACCCCUUUAGAUGUUUCACUAUAUUAUAGAAAAAUACAACAGCACACACAGUAUCCCAUCCUGUAGGCCUGAGAUUAAAAAAAAAAAAUACAUGUCGAGAAGAGCUCAAAGAACUCACUACUUCAUUUUAUUAUUAUAAUUAUUGUUAAUGUUUUUCUGCAUCAUUUCAUCUUCACGUUCCCUCACUAGCAGAACUGUAUUCUGCGACAGGUUGGAGAUGUUCCAUUUUUUAAGAAGCGUGUGCCAGCUGCACUGCACUAAGUUUCAGUGUGCGCUUGUGGCAGUCGUGGGGCAUUCAUAUUCCUUUUAUGAAUUCCUGCCUGACUAAUUUGUCUUUAACCUAUUAUCAUUUUAUUGUCAACGGUAGACUCACUAGCUGACAUAGGUGUAUCACCUCUCUUCACAUCCAUAUGGAAAGUGCGUAUUAGAGAGUUCUAUAACGGCUACAGAAUCUUACUAGUGGUGUUACAGCUGUAUCGCGAGCUGGCUUCCAUCCCUUAAUAAUCAUCUAUAACUCUGCUGUUCUUUAGGGAUUGGGUUUGUCGCAAGCUUUUAAGAGGUUGGUGACCAACCAAAACUGAAGACCAGACAAAUUGAAGCGUAAGCAAAGUUUGGCCCUAAAAGGAAAAAGGUGCAAACAAUGUUGUUCCCAUCAAAAAACGGAUGGAUGUCAAUUCAGUUUAUAAUUGUGUAGAAUUUUGCAUGAUCCUUAAUUCCUCUGCCAUUCUGUGCUGCAAUGAAAUUACAAAUUAUUCCAAAAAAACCUCACUAAUUGACAUGUUUUUCCUCAUACUUGCGCUGUUUUCUUUUUUUUUUUUUUUUUUUUUUAUAAAAUCAGUUCUGUCUCUCCAUCCUUCUAUGGACUCCAUAGUUCAUGAAUUAGUUUAUUUCUGGACUUGUCGCCAGUGGAUUGACACAUUCAGAACUGCAGCAUGUGUUGUGCAUGCUUUAGUUUGCUUGUACUAUAAGGCCUUCAGUUCACCAACUACAAUGUCAAACUUUUUCAUCAUUUUUUUGUUGAUCAAUGAAAUCCCGUUGCUUGGUGAGACUGUUGUUUCGGAUUAAUCUGUGGUGGGGGGGGUGGGGGGUGGAGUGAUUUCUCAGGAUUGUAUGCUAGUUAACAAGUCGCCAUGCUGAGUACCAUACGAUGUACAUGUGUGCUGCAGCAACUGACAACUGUGUCUCCUAAUGUCUCCUAUUCGCUAUUAUUGUUGAUCUGUUAUUGACCAAUUUCUUUUCCCCCUUUUUAAAUCUGUGUACACCUACUUGUAAAUCAAAUAAAGAUUAAAUAGCAAUUAUCAUUGUCAUUUGCUGAAAUAAAAUUGAUAUUAACAAUA
Messenger RNA from Anoplopoma fimbria (sablefish), 3862 nucleotides. It is a transcript of the gene vps35, whose product is annotated as VPS35 retromer complex component. Gene Ontology annotation, cellular component: late endosome; retromer complex; retromer, cargo-selective complex. Gene Ontology annotation, biological process: retrograde transport, endosome to Golgi; intracellular protein transport. The coding region runs from base 99 to 2495 and encodes 798 amino acids. The record is from RefSeq and is a predicted model, not a curated record. The transcript has 17 exons. NCBI's taxonomy places the organism in Eukaryota, Metazoa, Chordata, Actinopteri, Perciformes, Anoplopomatidae.